Molecule: messenger RNA, 969 nt
Organism: Aspergillus udagawae
Lineage: Eukaryota; Fungi; Ascomycota; Eurotiomycetes; Eurotiales; Aspergillaceae
Product: fungal specific transcription factor domain-containing protein
Exons: 4
Coding region: 1-969 (322 amino acids)
Biological process (GO): DNA-templated transcription
Cellular component (GO): nucleus
Molecular function (GO): zinc ion binding; DNA binding
Source: RefSeq, a predicted model, not a curated record
AUGUCCGCCGGCAGAGCUCUUCGCUUGGUUCAGAUGAUGAGACUAUACGAGCUCGACAUGCCUCGGACACCUCACACCAUGCAGCUAGACCAGUAUCAAUGGCAACUCACUCCGGAUCAGGAGGACUGGGUUGAUAUUGAAUCAAAGAGAAGGACCUUUUGGUUUGCAUAUCUAAUUGACUGCUUCACAAGUCUGGUGGAUGGGCUACACAUGUUCUUUGACGAGCAGCUGAUACAAGUGCGCCUGCCGGCUCUUGAGGCAAACUUUGUAAGUAAUCACCCGAUGGAGAUGAGUUUCCUCACAGAUGUGGUCCCGGAUGUCAGCGUUAAGGGGCCACACAAUAACUUAUCGCCCUUUGUAGAGUGUGUCAUCGGGGCCACCAUAUGCGGACGGGUCCUCCAGCAUAGGCAGAACGCCCCGACCAGACCGUGCGAAGGGUUCUGCAGUCGACAUCGAACUCUUAAUGCACUGCUGGCGCAACGGAUUAGGAUGCUGCGAAUCUAUGCAUCACUGGAGUAUCCAGACCCUAUUAUUGCCUUUGUUGCCCUGACGGCACAGGUCGAUGUGCUUAUGCUCUACGACCUGAUUGAAUCCAAACCAUUAGGGACCAGCAUGGAGGGAACGCAGCUUGUUCAAGCCCUCCACGCAGAACACCAACAACAGGCCCUAGAUGCCGUGACUGAUAUCUCUCUGCUGGUGGCCGUACUUGGCCAACACUUCCAGAUGCACCCUUUGACCCCCAUCCUGCUCCUCCUGGGCGCCCGAUUCUCACAAUCCCACCCCGAGCUAAACAACGCCUAUGUCAAGCUUAUGCCCAGCAUCUUAACAAUGUUGCAAGACUCGAUGGGCCUCAACAAGCUCUCACAGAAUUUUUCUUCGACUCUUAAAGCCCCAGGUCGACACGUGGUCUUGGACGGUGUUUUGGAACUUUGGAGUUUUGGUGAUAGCAGCUAUUUGAUCCCUGUUUAG